Messenger RNA from Camellia sinensis, 1224 nucleotides. Lineage: Eukaryota; Viridiplantae; Streptophyta; Magnoliopsida; Ericales; Theaceae. The record is from RefSeq and is a predicted model, not a curated record.
CAACACUCAUUCCAAAUAAACUUUAGCCUUGUUAACACAAUGAAUACCAAAACGCAGCCUAAGUUUCUCCAAUCACCAUGGCCAUUCUUCAACUACGUAAACUCACCUUUUUUAUUCAAUGAAUUUGGAGAUUUUGGAUUGGCUAUGGAUGUUGACAUGGAUGACGACAACUUCGACUUCUGUCCUCCUUUCAUCACAACCGAGGACUACUCCUUUGACAACUCUAAAAUCUCAACCUUCCCAAUUCCAACCACUUUACUUGACAAGUUUUCAGACCCUCAAGUUCAUGUCAAAGAUUCAGAUAUUGCGUUGCCAGAAGAUGGUUUUUCGAUAUCUGUGGAGGAUUUUGAUAUUGAGGUAUUGUCAAAUUCGUUGAAGCAAAGUGAGGAGAGUUUGCAACUAACUUUGCCUACUGAAAACAUGGAACUCAACAAUGCAAUUCAUCUAAUCAAAGCUUAUAGAGAAGCCAUUGAUGAAGGGCAGAUUGAGCUUUCUGAGGUGAUCAUGAAGCGUAUAAGCGAGAAAGUGAGUCCGGUUGGAGGAGUCAUGGAUCAGCUUUUGUAUUACUUGUUCCAACCCGUCGACAAGCAAGCUGACUACCUUAGGCAAGAGUCUGACAAGAACUUCCGUGCAGCUUUCAUGACAUUCUACCAAAUAUUCCCAUAUGGGAAGUUUGCUCAUUUUGCGGCUAACCGAGCAAUCCUCCAAGCCAUGCCUCAUGAUGUGGAGCUCAUACAUGUCAUUGACUUUGACAUGGGGGAAGGGAUUCAAUGGCCUUCAAUGAUCGAAGCUAUCGGAUGGCAACAAAGGAAGGAGAUCAGACUUAGGCCUCAUGUUUGGGUGAAUUCAAGAUUUUCCUCUAGUUUUGGUUCAUUCUUGGAUGGGCAUUUGGUACAUUACCAAGCUUUAUUAGAAUCCAUAGAAUGGGCUUUUCCAAAUCAUCUUGGAGAAGCAAGGACUGCCUUGGAAUGUCUCUUUGUGGCUCCUUUGAUAUCUUCUCUUGCAUGGAUUCACAAAUGGGAAGAGAUGGGCUGUUGUGAUCUUCAAUUAGGGUUUGGGUUAGAGGGUUGUCAAGUGAGCAAAGAGAGCUUAAUGGAAGCCAUGGAAAUGGUGAGCGAAGGGAAGAGUCUAUAUGGGGUGAGGAUUGAAGGUGAGAAUAACAAUAGCAUGGCCCUGGAAUGGAGAGGAAUCCCAUUAGUGAGAUUUUCUUGUUGGAGAAGUUAA